ACCAGAUGCGUUUUUGCAUAAUGACAAGUUUCCUACGAAUCAUUAUCAACUCUCGAAUUUUAUGCAUUCAACGUACUUAUAUAUAACCCCGGACCGAACACAUUACAGACAAGUACGUGCGUUUAACCCAGCCAAUAAUAUUUCUGAACAAGGAAGUAGUGUAAUUCGUGUAAUAUGCAUACUACAUAAGACUUUUCAUAAAUUAAGAUAUCAAAUUUUACCAAUAAUUGUAUUCUUUUUUUCAAAUGUUAAGGUUUAUAACUUUAUGACUAUGAAUUAGUUUAUAAUGUUUUUCUUCUAAAAAAAAUAGAAACACUUGUGUGUAUAUAUAUAUUGUUUAAAAGGAUUUACUUCUAAAUAAUAUGAAAAAUUGGAAUCCUACUUUCGAUUUUAAGACUACGGAGCUCUUGUUUCGGUUUUGAUUAUGACAUAAUAUUUUUUGACAAAACAUUUAGACGUGAUAUUAUAACAAAUAUAAUUUAACGAAACGUGAAAAAUAAUUGAAUUUAAUAAAAAAAUUAUAAGUAACACAUUAUUUUGGCAACAAAUAUUUAUAUUUAUGACAUUCUAAGUAUGUCUGUUGAUAUAAAAUUUUCUGAGAUAUGCGGUGAAAAUGUCAAAAUUUCCGAAGACAAAUCAACAGCCAUUUGGAUACCGAAGAAUUCUAGUGGUUGGGCUUGUUGCGAGCAGAUAUUUAAACCAGGGGACGUUAUACAGGUGAAAGUUCAAGGGAGUGGACGGUGCGACAUAGGCUUUAUGAAAGAAGAGCAAAGCCCAUGUACUUUCAAAACAUUAAAUGAGAUUAGGGCACAUAGGAGAACGUGUCAUAUUGAAAUGACUUCAAAAGACAGCGGUGAUGAGAUUUCAUCAAGGUUCGCUGAAAAAACGUUCAAAAAGAAAGUUGAGACGAAUGCAACAUAUUGGAUAGCCGUGUAUAUACGAUAUGGUGAUAUGUCUGUCGAACUUUUAACAAAAGAGCCUACGGUGAGUAACUUGAAGUUUUCUGCAAACACAUAUGGGAAAAACAUAAAACUAGAAGACGACAACACAAAGGCAUCAUCUGUUCACAGGAAUCCAGCCUCAAUUUGCUUCCUUGCUGAACGUCUUCAAGUUAAAGAAGUUCUUAAUCUGACAUGUGCACCAGAGAAAGAAGGGGAACGGUUACCUAGCCGAUAUGAUUUUAAACUACAGGUCUGCGAAAAAGAUCCAACAUUAUUUAGAGACGAAUAUAAACAUCUUUUUGAUGCCUUGGAGGAAGGAGAAGAAGUCAACCCACCUCUCACAACUAUCGAAAGUUUUGAAAAAGAUGACUGUAAUGGAAACAUAUAUAUGACCCUUUCAAAUAAUAACACUGUAGAAUAUAAAACAGCAAGAGGUAAACAAAACAGCCAAAUCCUUGAGUUUAGUGCAAAACAUGGCGUUUGGGUCGUGUUUAGCUUGUACCGUGUAAGAAUGAAAUCCAGUAAAGAUACAACUGUAUCAGGAGAAUUGAAAGAAACACCAACUCAGUUACAUUUUGAUCAGCCAGAUAGCGUAGCAAUGCCACCACGUGCGACCGCGGUGCCACCAGAAGAUGAAAUGGGACAUCAACUUGCAGCAGCACAAACUCCAACGAACGAUGUUGCGGUACAGCAGCUGAAUGUAACCAGUAGUGACAAUCAGAAUCAUGUUAAGUAUUUAGAAGGACGUGUUAAAAAUUUAGAAGAAGAAUUACAGAAACUCAAAGUACAAGCUCCGCCUAAUGUAAACCAGGACAUUCCAAGACAGCUGUCAAAUCCUGACAUAAAUGUGUUGACUGAAGAACUAGGAGAUAACAUGAACAUUGCGAAACAUUUUCCUGAACUUGUAAAUUCUAUUGACACCACGCCUUUCUGUGAUCAGUUUUACGCUAAAGAAAUCUUAACAGAAAGUCAAAUAGAUACAAUUCAAUCUCUCAUGAGACGUGAAAAUCACAGUGACGCAAACAGAGAAUUAUUGAAGAUGCUGAAAGCAAAGCGUCCAGAAAAGGCUGUAAUGAUUGAAGUAUUGAAUGCCACUCAGCAACAACAUUUACUGAAACUGUUUUACCCCCGACCGUAA
Ruditapes philippinarum (Manila clam) is the source of this 2079-nucleotide messenger RNA. RefSeq lists its product as uncharacterized. The record is from RefSeq and is a predicted model, not a curated record. The transcript is spliced from 3 exons. Lineage: Eukaryota; Metazoa; Mollusca; Bivalvia; Venerida; Veneridae. Bases 574 to 2079 code for a protein of 501 amino acids.